AUGAGAGUUGGGACCAAUGGAAAAACACAAGGGAAAGAUUUAUUGACAUCAUGGAAAAGUGAUAAUGAUCCAACACCUGGAGAUUUUGUAGUUGGGCUUUCGGGAGAGCAGCCACCACAGGCUUUCACAUGGCGUGGUUCAAAACCGUAUUGGAGAAGUGGGCCAUGGGAUGGAGGGAAGUUUAUAGGGAUACCAGAGCAAGAGUCUGGGUACUCGAAUCUAAUGACUCUCAUGCCUGAGAACUCACAAGGAGGAGCAUACAUCAGCAUUAACAUUCAUAACUCAUCUGAUAUCAGAUGGCUUUAUUUAAGACAUGAUGGUGUGUCACAGUUGAAUUACUUGGAUGAUGUUCGUAAUAUAUGGGAUUUAAGGUGGGAAGCACCUGCGAAUCCUUGUGAUGUUUAUGGAGUUUGUGGUGUUUUUUCAAUUUGUACAAACAAGACUCUUAUUUGUGAGUGCUUAAAAGGGUUUGUACCACAGUCAAAAGAUGAAUGGAGUAUAAGUAAUUGGACAAGGGGUUGUGUGAGAGGAAAUGAACUUUUGUGUGAGAAGAAUGAAAGUAGUUUGGCUUCUGGAAAGAGUAAACCGGAUAAGUUUCAGGUGGUAAGUGGGAUCAAGCUCCCAGAUUAUUAUCAAUACUUUCCUUACAUGGAUAUGGAUGAUUGCAAGAGCUUGUGCUUGGGUAACUGCUCUUGUAAGGCGUAUGCCUUUGUGGAAGGUAUAAACUGCAUGAUUUGGGAACAAGACCUUAUCGAUAUCGAGCAGUUUUCAUUUGGUGGGGAGAAUCUUUUCUUGCGCCUUGCCUAUGAGGAAUCAGGUGAAGAAACAAAAGGAGCAGCAGUAGCAGUUGUCAUCAGUAUCUCAGUAAUAGGUGGUGUACUUGCCUUAGGUGGUUUCAUAUUUUGUUUAUACAAGUGGAAAAAAUAUAAAAAGGGAAAGAAAACAAAGUUGAAUCACUUCAGAGGAUUCGCUGCAGUUUAUAAGGGAAUGUUAGAUGAUGGACAGCAGAUAGCAGUGAAAAGGCUGUCAGGGAAAGAAAGAUUAUUGAUUUAUGAGUACAUGAUAAACAAAAGCUUGGACACCUUUCUAUUUGAUCCAAAGAAACGUAUGCAACUUGAUUGGGCGACUCGUUUCAACAUCAUUCAGGGAAUUGGUCGUGGACUUAUUUAUCUCCAUCGGGAUUCUAGUUUAAGGAUCAUACACAGGGAUUUGAAAUGUAGCAAUAUUCUACUAGAUGACAAAAUGAAUCCCAAGAUAUCAGACUUUGGAUUGGCACGUACUUUUCAAAUGACACAAGAGCUCGCGAAUACUCGCAGGAUUGUUGGAACAUAUGGCUAUAUGUCUCCUGAAUACGCCAUGAGAGGAGAAUACCGAAUUCAUACAUCACUAACAAAUCUAUCCACUCGGACACGCAUGGAAGUCAUGGAAUGA
This is a messenger RNA of Lactuca virosa, 1431 nucleotides long. The record is from the annotation of a GenBank genome assembly. NCBI's taxonomy places the organism in Eukaryota, Viridiplantae, Streptophyta, Magnoliopsida, Asterales, Asteraceae.